AUGUCGAGUACAGAGCAUAUCCCCAACACUACAAGCCAAUUGGAUUUUGAAAAACACCCCAACCGAUCUCAAAAUACUAUCGAAUCUGGCAACGACUCUUCCAGACAUGGAACUAGCUUAGAGGAGCUUCCCAGAAAGCGGACCAUCACAGGCUACAAAUGGUUCCUCGUCUGUGUCGGCAUCUUCUCUGCCAACCUCCUCUACGGUCUCGACACCACCAUCGCUGCCGAUAUCCAAGCCGCCAUAUCAGACUCCUUUAACAAUGUCACUCAGCUGGGCUGGCUCGGCGUGGGCUUCACCCUUGGCUCCGUCUGUGGAAUCUUGCCGCUAGGAAAGGCGUACACUCUGUUCGACACGAAGUGGUUGUUCAUCGGUAGUCUUACCAUGUUUGCCGCCGGGAGCGCCCUUUGCGGAGCAGCCCCAACCAUGGACGCCAUGAUUGUUGGGAGAGUAUGGGCCGGCGUAGGUGGGGCUGGAAUGUACCUGGGAACGCUCAACCUGAUCUCUACCACUACGUCCCCCACCGAGUCUGCCUUUUAUGUCGGCGUUACUGGCUUCGUGUACGGCGGCGGCUGCAUCCUUGGCCCCAUAGUCGGGGGCUCCCUAGCUGAUAGCGCUGCAACGUGGCGAUGGGCAUUCUACCUCAACCUUGUCGUCUUCGGUGUCAUGAGUCCGAUCUACCUUUUCGUUUUGCCCUCGCUCCCAAGACAACCCGAAAGGAUGACCACGGAAAAAUUACGAAACCUCGACUGGCUAGGUAUAGCCUUGACCGCCGCAAUGUACGUCUGUUUCGUUCUUGCUUUUACCUUUGGUGGCGCCAUCUGGGAAUGGAACGACCCUCGGUUCAUUGUCCUCUUGGUCUUAUUUUUUGUGCUGGCGGCAACAUUUAUCACAACGCAACACUUUGCCGUCUUUACAAAUAAGGUCGACAGGCUGUUCCCAUGCGAGCUUCUUCGGAACCCCCAGCUCAUCCUGUUAUACGUUGGCAUGUCCUGUUCCGGCGCCUCCCUUUUUGUGGGAAUCUACUACAUUCCAUCCUACUACCUCUUUGUCCAUGGCGAGAGCGGCACGAAUGCUGCUAUCAGGCUAAUGCCAUUCGUUUGCAUUUUUGUUGUCGCUAUCCUCGCCUGCGGAUAUGCCCUACCUAGAACGGGCUACCAUAUUGCCUGGUAUCUGGUGUCUGGAAUACUUCUGACAGCUGGCGGGGCCGCCAUGCAUACCGUCAAGGCUACCACACCCGAUGCCCACAUCUACGGAUUCUCUGUUCUUGUGGCUUUGGGCGUUACCGUAUGCCAAGCCGGUUACGACGUAGGGACACGCCUUGUCGCGACAGACAAAAUCUCUGAAGCCAUACAGUUCAUGAAUAUUUCUCAGGGACAGAGUCAGCUCCUAGGGCUCGUGAUAGCAAGUGCAAUUUUUCAAAGCGAGGCAUUCAAGGGGAUGAAGAGUGUCUUGGGUGGCAUGGGUUAUUCGGAUGCGGAGAUCCAGGGAGCGAUUGCUGGAUCUAGGAGCCAUCUAAUUCAGGAGCUGAGCCCGGAGCUGAAGGGAAAAUGUCUCGACGUGAUUGUCAAUACCAUUGGGAAGGAGUGGGUGCUUGUGGUGGUAGCUGGGGCAUUGCAGACUGUCUGCGCUCUAUUCAUGUCGAGAAGGAGGUUUCCUUAA
Molecule: messenger RNA, 1662 nt
Organism: Scedosporium apiospermum
Lineage: Eukaryota; Fungi; Ascomycota; Sordariomycetes; Microascales; Microascaceae
Exons: 2
Coding region: 1-1662 (553 amino acids)
Biological process (GO): transmembrane transport
Molecular function (GO): transmembrane transporter activity
Source: RefSeq, a predicted model, not a curated record